This is a messenger RNA of Scophthalmus maximus (turbot), 3116 nucleotides long. RefSeq names its product vesicle-associated membrane protein 1. The transcript has 5 exons. Gene Ontology annotation, molecular function: syntaxin binding; SNAP receptor activity. Gene Ontology annotation, biological process: vesicle fusion; vesicle-mediated transport; SNARE complex assembly. Lineage: Eukaryota; Metazoa; Chordata; Actinopteri; Pleuronectiformes; Scophthalmidae. The coding region runs from base 757 to 1131 and encodes 124 amino acids. The record is from RefSeq and is a predicted model, not a curated record. Gene Ontology annotation, cellular component: SNARE complex; plasma membrane.
UUAUUGCAGUAGCCUACAGUGCAGUAACACUCCACGCGGACCAAACUCCCGCACCUCCUCCGAAACGCACGUCCGUCCGCGCAAAGAGCGCGCGCGCGAGAGAGAGAGAGAGAGAGAGAGAGAGAGAGAGAGAGAGUGAGAGUCGGGGGUGGAAGAUAUCAACUGAAUUUCCGUGACUGGACUUUUUUUUUCUUUUUCCUCCCUUCAUUUCCAAAUUGCACGUAUUUUUUUUCUUCUUUUCCGGUGGCUCUUAUUAGAAGAGUCUCUCAGCAUCCGGGGGCAGCAGCUCUGUGAGGACCCGUCACCUGGAGGAGCUGGACCGCUGCAGGAUCCUGCAGGAAUCCAAACACACACACACACACACACACACACACACAUCCCGGGAUUUCUCUGUCGAGUGGAUUAUAAUCUCAGAAGCACUUCUUCCCUCCCGAGCUUUGCACCGCGCUCCCCUCGCACCAGCAGCCUCUCGGGUGUCAGUCUUGCGGUACUGUGACUUGCAGUAGUAGUGGGGACCGGCUCCACUGCGCCAAGGCACCUCCGCCUCCGUCCGCCGCGAGCGCGCCGCCUCCAUCACUUUCGUCGCGACCAGUUCCCAGAGAUCCACAUCUCUCUCCUCUUUUUUUUUUGUCUGUCAUCCUUCAGUUUUUUUUCUUUCUUUCUUUCGUGUGGUUCUUCAGACCCUCCCUCUCCUGCCUCACAGCCCCCCCCCUCUCCUCCGCUGCCCGUGAGUCAGUUCAAACAGCUGCAUAGGAGAUGUCUGCCCCAGAUGCCGCCGCCGCUGGAGCCCCUGGUGCUCCAGGAGCCCCCGGUGCAGAUGGAGCCCCUGGUGGCGGACCUCCAGCCCCACCCAACACCACCAGCAACCGCAGGCUACAACAGACACAGGCCCAAGUCGAGGAGGUGGUGGACAUCAUGCGGGUGAAUGUGGACAAGGUUUUGGAAAGGGACCAGAAGCUCUCAGAGCUGGAUGACAGAGCGGAUGCUCUCCAAGCCGGAGCCUCCCAAUUUGAAAGCUGCGCAGCCAAGCUAAAGAACAAGUACUGGUGGAAGAACUGCAAGAUGAUGAUCAUGAUGGGCAUCAUUGGAGUCAUUGUGGUUGGAAUAAUAUUCUUGUACUUCUUCUACUGAACUCGGCCCAUCAGUUUGGAUAUGGACUUGAGAAUGACACGAGAGGGAAGAGGGAAUAAAAAACAACUCGUGCCACUCCUCCCUCUUUUAUCCAUCCUCCCCUCCCUCUCUUCACACAGUCUUCCAUUAAAACCAGCUUGCACUUACACAUGACUUUAGUGUUUAUAGGUGUCUCUGCUUUCCUUGUCCCCCCUUUCCCCUCCCUUCUUCCUCCACUGUUUUGGCAUGAAGUCCCACUCACUCGCUCUCUCCUGUGUCUGCACCUCAUGUAUUAUUGACGGCCGCAGCAGGCAGCGGGAGAGAGGAAGAAAAAAAAGGGAAGGAGGGAGAGAGAAAAUCCAUGUGACAUGGGAACACACAGGGCCAAAGCCCAAUGAACGGAGCUUACGGUGGGAAAUGUACCGUGUACAGAGGGUGAACAUGUGCAGGGAGAUUGAACCAGAGUUGCAGUCCUUUCUAUACCCUGAUACACCAAAGCUUGUUCAUAUUAACUUUUUUGAGAGUCCUGCAUUUGUAAAUUGAUCCUGACAUGACAAACUAACACAGUCCUUCUCACCACUGCUCCCACCAUUGCUGCUUCCUAACCCAAGGUCAUGUUAGAUUAAGACUAUGAUCAUUUUUGUUGUAUGCGUGUGUGUAUUUGUGAUCCAAAAACAUUGUAGGUGAUAGCUCUUUCUUCCAAGUUAAGCUGAUAGGCUUUUAGAAGUAACUCUUUCAUUUCCUUUCCUGCCCAACUUUAUCUUACUUAGCCUCUUGCUUCUCCAGUGUUUAGAAAUAUCCAGAAAAGAGAAAAGUGAAAUAGGUCAAACGACUGUAUGAGAGUGUAAGGAAAGGAAAAAGUGAUUCAGGGGAAAAGUAGUGCGAGCAUUGUAGCAUUUUCCCCCCCAGUAUAAAUAAGUGAAAUCAAUUUUCUGCACUGAUAUGCAAUUAUUGACAUAGUUCUGUAAUGAUGCUUUGUUUGUACAGGGGGGUUUUGUACCACAGGUGGUGGCACAGUUUUAUGCUUGGUGAUAUGCACAGCACGGUGAAGAGACAAGCAGCCACUAACAGACAAUCUACCGUACACAUGGACCGACCACUCCGACGCAGAGGAAGGUCUCUCAACUCUGACUUGAGUCACAGCCAUAGACAGAUGAAUGUGUAGUGUCACAUUUGAAACUGGUACAAACGUCCACUUGUUUUGAGGGUUGUGCUGACAAAGAGUUUGUUUGAGUGGUCGCUGUUUAAGUUGACCUGAUCUCUAGACAAGCAGGAAAAUGGGAAAAAAAGACCCGGUGUGGAAACACGGAGCCACCCGGCCCUCCCGCUCGCCCAUCGCUCACGUAAAAAGACUUGGCUGUCACCUGGAGCUCAGUAACAGCCAAAAUGAGGUCUUUGUUUCUAACUUGCAUGGCAAACGGUGUCCAUAGUUUUGCCUAUUUGUGUGACCUGUGUAUCUGCCAUGUCUGAAUCUAACUGCCGAUUGUACAUUUUCUUUUGUUAAUGGUUUAAAAGGCCUAUGUAUAUUUUCGGAUCUGAUUAUUACUGCUUAUGCAAUGCAAUGAUGCUGAAGAGUUUGCCAAGUUCUAAAUCCACUUGCUUUCGAGACUGCAAACGACUGCUACUAUUGUGAACUGUUGAAAACAUGUAGUAUUGUACGAGUAGAACCAUAGUACACAUCUGUCAGAUGAUGCUCCAGAGAAUGUGUUUAUAGAUUCUUUCAGGUUUUUGUUGGGUUAAUGGGGAAAAGAGACUAAUGUUCCUCUCUUGAGACGGUGCAAGAGAGUUGAUGAAAUUGUGAGCAUUUAUGAAUAAUUGUAGCAGUUUUCCCAAUUUAUCGGAUGAUAUUGCACAACAAUAUUAUCGGGUAAUUACCAAAUUAGGAAUGAGAAGGAGUGAUUUACAACCUGAAAAUGAAGAAAGAGAUGCAACUGGAUUUGCAAAAAAAACAAAUGCAUGCUUACCACUUUUGCUGAUGCCAAUAAAGAAAUCAUCGAUAGAGUUGA